Cylindrotheca closterium is the source of this 1398-nucleotide messenger RNA. NCBI's taxonomy places the organism in Eukaryota, Bacillariophyta, Bacillariophyceae, Bacillariales, Bacillariaceae. The record is from the annotation of a GenBank genome assembly.
AUGAGUGUACUUGAUCAGUCAUUCGUCGUGAAAGAGGCAAGUUGCUUUGACUGCAAUCUUUACCCUUCAUCGCCAAAGCAUCGUCAGAGCGAUCUUGCAGUCAUGUCGAACGAAGAUAUGUUAAGAAAACAAGAAAUCGAUGCCCUCCUAUCCGAAGGCAUGAAUGCUUUAUCAUUUGCGGAGCGAGAGGAGCAGCAAGAAGUUCUGCACGGGGUCGAAAAGGCGAUUGCUGAAGAAGACGACUUUAUCGAGACAGCCCUGAAAGAUCUUGAGGAACACCUUACGCGUAUGAAACAUGGAACUGUUUAUGAAAUCGCGGAACGAAUGGAUUCAACAUAUGUUCAUGCGAGGGCCUUUCGAGUGACGUUUCUAAGGGGGAAACGAUAUGAUGCUAAAGCUUCAGCAAAGCAAAUGCUAAGUUUCUUUGAAGUGAAACAACAGCUAUUUGGAAAUGCCAAUUUAGCAAAGGAUAUUACGAUUGAUGACCUGGAUGAAAAUGAUCGGGAAGCUUUAAAGGUUGGCUCUAUUCAGCUUGCUGGUAAAGACACAUCGAACCGACAAGUCGUCCUUCAGUUACCAGGUCUUAAAAACUUCAGAAACAUUCAGAGCGAAUUACGAGCAACCUACUACAUCAUAAUGGAUGCCGUUCGUUCAGAACAAACGCAGUUGAAGGGCAUCGUGGUCAUUUUGUAUACUAUUGGUCAUUUCAAAGAUCGCAGUAAUGGAGCCGGGGUUUUCAAACAUAAUAAGCUUGCGCUUUCAAUGCCUCUUCAUAAUGCAGCAAUUCAUUGCUGUUUCGAUAAUCCGAAUCAGUACAUCCUCAUCAAGGCUGGACUUGCUGCAGUAAAUGCAAAGCUACGCGCCCGCAUCAAAGUGCAUUUUGGCAGUCACCUGGAGUGUCAAUACCAGUUGUCCACCUACGGAAUCUCCCGUCAGAAUUUGCCUCUGAUGCAUGCUACAAAUAACAUUGAUAUGAGAUAUCACCUUGCAUGGUACCAUACACAUACCAUGAAGUCAAAGAGCGAUAUUCGGAAACCAAAGAACGACCCCCAUGCCGCUGCAUCGAAGAAAUCUGUUUUAGUGACUCAGCCAACUGUCAAUGAUGUCUUGUACAUGGGUGGCAACAAGAUGAACAGCGCUGGUAAUGAUCAUCUCAGAGAUCUCGUUGCGGAAUGGUCGGAGACCUAUGACUCUGGAACGAACGAAGCCAAAAGACGGGUGGUGAAUGAAAUCAUUGAUGAGAUCCACAGGUCGGAAGGCCGUUUCCUCAGCCAGGUCAACGGUGCAGAGUCGGUAUGGGAAACAGUUUCGAUCGAAGAUGUGCGGUCCAAGAUCACACAAAUGUUUCGAAAUCGCCGCCGCAAGGUGCGAGUUGGCAAAAUCAAAAAGGCUAAGUAA